CCCAUAGGCACAUACAUAACUAGUUACGCAAACCUCUUCGAUUCUUUGGAACUAUGGAAGAAAGGUUGCGCUUAGCCUUUGGAAUUUUGGCGAAUGCGGCGUCGUUGAUGCUCUAUUCAUCACCCGUAUUAACGUUCAUAAAGAUGAUAAAGAAGAGGAGCACGGGAGAUUUCUCGUGCAUACCGUACAUAGUGACGAUGAUGACGUGUCUGCUCUGGAUGUGGUACGGUCUUCCGGUCGUCAGCCGUGGCUUGGAAAAUCUCUCUCUCAUCACCAUCGGUUGCAUUGGCUUUACUCUCGAGCUCUCCUUCGUCUCCAUCUUCUUCUCUCUCGCCUCCUCUCGUGCCAGAAUUCAGAUAAUAUUGACGGUGGUGCCACUGCUGUUGCUGGCAUGCGGCAUUGGGGCGAUCACGACGUUUGCGUUCCACGAUCACCGCCUUCGCAAGGCGUUUGUAGGCAGCAUCGGCGACGCGGUCUGCGUCGCUAUGUAUGCUUCUCCACUGGUCGCCAUUAGGCAAGUGGUGAGGACGAAGAGCGUGGAGUUCAUGCCAUUGCACCUAUCAGUCUUCACUUUCCUCACAAGCUUCACUUGGAUGCUUUAUGGAUUACUCAGCAAAGAUCUCUUCAUUGCGGCUCCGAAUUUCAUAGGUUGUCCUCUCGGCAUUAAGGGCAACUCAAAACUUGUGUUUGAAUGA
Tarenaya hassleriana is the source of this 695-nucleotide messenger RNA. RefSeq names its product bidirectional sugar transporter SWEET3b-like. The record is from RefSeq and is a predicted model, not a curated record. Gene Ontology annotation, biological process: carbohydrate transport. The transcript is spliced from 6 exons. Gene Ontology annotation, cellular component: membrane. Gene Ontology annotation, molecular function: sugar transmembrane transporter activity. The coding region runs from base 54 to 695 and encodes 213 amino acids. Lineage: Eukaryota; Viridiplantae; Streptophyta; Magnoliopsida; Brassicales; Cleomaceae.